Aspergillus calidoustus is the source of this 4512-nucleotide messenger RNA. Lineage: Eukaryota; Fungi; Ascomycota; Eurotiomycetes; Eurotiales; Aspergillaceae. The record is from the annotation of a GenBank genome assembly.
AUGGCGUCUGAGAAAUUGGAAAAGACCGAGUUGAAGCAGCAGGGUGCCAUAGAAAUUGCUCAGGCUGCUGCGCAAGACCCCGGAUCACACAUCCGGCCCGAGACUGUUGAGCAGAAAUUGGUAGACGAAAACCGCAAGGCCGGUUUACCAGCGUAUCAAUUCGAUCCAGAUGCAUCACCAGAAGAGAAAGCCGCUGCGGCAAAAGCUCAUGUCCCGCCGGGCUUCCACCAUGAACGGAAACCAAAGGGUGUUGGAGUGAUUACAGACAAGGACGACGGGACUCCAGCACCUUACGACCUUCCUCCCCCACGAACCGCAAGUGGAUUACUACUGGACGAAAAGGCCGAUGAGGUGGCAGAUCAGAAAAAGGAAGGCGAGCUAGACGAUGAUGCACGGUGGGCACGCAACCGGACAGGAUGGGCUCCACGAUUCGCGCAUGAAGAAACCAAGGAAGAGCACGAUGACACGACGCUGCUCGAUCACCAGACCUUCUUGGAGGGCAAACUAGACGACAAAUUUUUCGGCGAUUGGUAUCACAAUGCUGGAGUUAUCGUCUUCGCUUGUCUGGCCUCGUGGAUCGUUGCUGUAUUAGGUGGAGGACUUGGCUGGAUCUUCAUCGUUAUGGCUGCUUGCAGCACGUACUAUCGGACUUCUAUUCGUCGAGUCCGGCGGAACUUCCGCGACGACGUCAACCGUGAGAUGGCAAAGCAACGCCUGGAAACCGACACCGAGAGCUUGGAGUGGAUCAACAGUUUCUUGGUCAAGUUCUGGCCGAUCUAUGCGCCUGUAAUGUGCGAUACUAUCAUCAACUCCGUCGACCAAGUUCUGAGCACCUCGACCCCGGCCUUUCUGGACAGCCUGCGACUGAAGACGUUUGUUCUGGGUAGCAAACCUCCGCGAUUGGAGCACGUUAAGACCUACCCCAAGACGGAGGUGGACACUGUCAUCAUGGACUGGAAGUUUAGCUUCACCCCCAACGACGUCAUGGAUUUGACCGCUCGUCAAUUGAAGAAUAAGAUCAACCCAAAGGUUGUCUUGGAAGUACGAGUUGGUAAGGGAGUCGUGAGCAAGGGCCUUGAUGUGAUCGUUGAGGACAUGGCUUGUAGCGGCUUGAUGAGAGUAAAGGUAAAGCUUCAGAUCCCCUUCCCUCACAUUGAGCGCGUCGAUGUUUGCUUCAUUGGAAAGCCGGAAAUCGACUAUGUCUGCAAACCUCUCGGUGGCGACACCCUUGGAUUCGACAUCAACUUUAUCCCUGGACUCGAGAGCUUCAUCAAGGACCAAAUCCACGCCAACUUGGGCCCCAUGAUGUACGAACCCAACGUAUUCCCUAUCGAGAUCGCCAAGAUGCUUGCCGGAAAUGCGGUAGACCAGGCAAUCGGUGUCGUUGCCGUCACUCUCCAUGGCGCCCACCAGCUCAAGAACCCAGAUAAGUUUGCAGGCACCCCGGAUCCGUAUGCAGUCGUCUCCCUUAACAAUCGGACGGAGCUGGGCCGCACCAAGACGAUACAAGAUACGGACAGCCCACGGUGGAAUGAGACCAUCUAUGUUAUCAUCACAUCUUUCUCGGACACUUUGACCAUUCAGCCAUACGAUUGGAACGAAUUUAGAAAAGACAAGGAACUUGGAACCGCUACUUUUGCGCUAGACAAACUCGAACAAGAAGCGGAGCAUGAAAGCGUGUAUCUGGAGGUUCUGGCUAGCGGCCGAUCUCGUGGUACCAUUCAUGCCGAUAUUCGAUUCUUCCCUGUUUUGGAGGGGAAUAAGCUUGAGAAUGGCGAAAUUGAACCGCCACCAGAAAUGAACACGGGUAUCGCCCGACUAACGGUCGAGCAAGCCAAAGAUUUGGACGGAACCAAGAGCAUUGUUGGGCAACUCAACCCUUACGGUGUUCUCCUACUGAAUGGGAAGGAAAUCCACAUGACCAACAAACUCAAGCGAACGAACAACCCUAUCUUCCAGAAUGCUUCCAAGGAAUUCUUAAUCACGGACAGAAAGAAUGCUCGCCUUGGUUUGGUCAUUAAGGAUGACAGGGAUCUGACAAAGGACCCGAUCCUGGGAUCGUACCAAAUCAAGUUGAACGACAUGCUGAAAAUGAUGGAGAAAGGUCAUCAAUGGUUCCAUCUGCAUGGCGCCAAGUCUGGACGUGCCAAGUUGGUUUUGGAUUGGAAGCCUGUCGCGAUCGGAGGCAUUGCGGGAGGCGCUGGUUACGUGGACCCCAUCGGUGUCAUGCGAAUCCAUUUCCAGCGCGCGGCGGGUCUUCGAAACUUGGAGAAGAUGGGCAAGUCUGAUCCUUACGCCCGCGUUUUGCUCUCUGGUUACAUGAAAGCCCGAACAGUUACCUUCAGAAACAACCUCGACCCCGAUUGGGACGAAGUUGUGUACAUCCCGAUCCACAGUGCUCGUGAGAAGCUUACCCUCGAAGUCAUGGAUGAAGAAUCGGUUGGAAGCGACCGCUCCCUUGGUUCGGUAGAGCUCUCUGCUGCAGAUUAUGUGCAUGAGGAUGAAGCCGGCGAGUACCAGGUUGAUGACGAGAAGCAGCAACUGACCAGUACCCUGCGUCUCGGCCAACGUUCCGCCAAAGGCGAUUUGUUCUACACAGUCGCUUUCUACCCCACCAUUCCGGUCGUCAACCCUGACGAUGAAGUUGAAGAAGACGAAUUAGACGAGGAAAUUAGCGGCGAAUCUGAGGGAACCGACCUCUCGAGAAAGAGCACAGAUUCGAAGCGCAAAAGCCAUCAUUCCAAGUCAAUCAGUGUUGAUUCAAAGGCCUCCGGGAAGGGAGGUACGACAAAUGGCACUGCGGACGUGCACACAAAUGGCCGUGCAAGUCUUGAAUCCCGGCCCGGUACCAGAAACUCCGAGACCAUGUCGGUCAAGUCUAUCAAGGAGGUUCCCAAGACUUACAUUUCCGUGGAUGACCUUGGCAACUACGAAUCCGGUUUCAUUGUGUUCAAGCUCCACGAAGUCCAUCUAUCUCAAAGCAACGUCCAUGUGGAGAUUCUAAUGGAUGACUACAUGUUCCCGGUAUGGUCAUCGCCGAAGAUCCGAACAAAGAGCGCCAAGGUCGAAGACAUUGGUGAUGCCUUUGUGCGUGAGCUUGAAUUCUCUAAGAUCACGCUUCGAAUUGUGGAGAAGCUCAAUGCAAAGGACGAUGACGAGCAUAUCGUGGCAAAACUGACGGGUGACACUUAUUCUACACUUCAACGUAUCCUCUACACUCCUACUGAGCUCGUCCUCCGGUCGAAUGAGGGAGAAGUCAGCAAGGUCACUGUCAGUGCUCGAUACAUUCCGGUUUCGAUGAAGCUCGACCCCACUGAGAGCAUUAACAACAUGGGCACGCUCCGCGUGGAUGUGCUUGAUGCGGCGGAUCUGCCUUCUGCCGACAGAAAUGGAUACAGUGACCCGUACUGCAAAUUCCGGUUGGACGGCAAGGAAGUAUUCAAGACCAAAGUGCAGAAAAAGACCCUGCACCCUGCUUGGAACGAAUUUUUUGAGGUCCCUAUUAAAUCCCGGAUUGGUGCCGAUUUCCGGUGCGAUGUUUACGACUGGGACUUUGGCGACAAGGCAGACUACCUCGGCGGCGCCCCAGUUAACCUUGAAAUGCUGGAUCCUUUCCAGGCGCAAGAAGUUACUCUUACCCUUGACGGCAAAUCGGGUGCUAUCAGGUUAAAACUGCUGUUCAAGCCGACGUAUGUCAUGCGCUCACGGCAAGGGUCAUCUACGUUCUCCGGUACCUUUGCCACGCCAGGAAAGAUUGUCGGUGCCCCCGUCAAGGGAGUUGGAUUUGUUGGGGGCAACGUUAUCAAGGGUGCCUCGUUCUUGAAGCAUGGAAUCAUGUCAAAGAUCCGGGGAGACGACUCAUCUUCUGAUGAAGAGAAAGAACAGAAAGAUGUACCAUCAGCAAUCCUCGUCGAUGGAGAAACCCCGCCAGAAGCGGCACCCAAGAGCGAGCUUCAUCACUCCCGUACUCGUAGUGGUGUCUCUCAUUACGGCGAUAGACUCAGCAUUGGCGGCAAGGGAGAAAGCGGAACGGCGUCCAUUUCGAUCGUAUCUGCAACAGGAUACCCUCCCAACGCUAAUGUUCGUGUGUUUGUGCGGGCCGUCGGCCCCAAAGGCGCAAAAGAGGUGCUCAAGAGCAAAGCUAUCAAGAGCGGGGGUGGGCCAGUCUACUAUGACGCUUCGAACGAGACUUGCCGCGUGCACAACACGACGGCCGAUGCACAGUAUCAAAUUCGAGUAGUUGACCACUCGACGUUUGGUUCCGACAGCGUCCUGGGCGAGGCGAUCUUCUUCGUUGGCGACCAGGGCUCGGUAGCUGGACAGGAGAAGUCGGUGAAUGUUGGCAGUGGGACAGUUCAAAUCCGAAGCAGCUUCACCAUGUCUGAUGGCGGUCUCAGACCGGGCACUGCUUAUUCUACGACAGGCGACAACUCAUCGGAAGUACUGGACAGUCCUGACUCCAGAAAGCCUCGCCGUAGCUUCCUCAGCAAGCGCAGCGUGAGUGGAGCUUAG